Messenger RNA from Medioppia subpectinata, 276 nucleotides. NCBI's taxonomy places the organism in Eukaryota, Metazoa, Arthropoda, Arachnida, Sarcoptiformes, Oppiidae. The record is from the annotation of a GenBank genome assembly.
AUGGUAAUAAAUACUCGUCGAGUUUCCACACAAUUGAAUACUAAAAAGCGAGUCAUAAGAAUGCUAUGCGUUCUGGUGUUGGAGUUUUUUAUAUGUUGGACACCUGUGUAUGUAAUCAACAUAUGGGCACUCUAUUGGCCCAAACAAAUCUAUUCAACUUUGAGCCCAACAAUUAUAUCAUACAUACAUUUGUUAUCAUACCUGAGUUCGUGUACCAAUUCUAUCACGUAUUGCUUUAUGCAUAAAAAAUUCCGAGAGAUAUUGUUUCAACUCUAA